Molecule: messenger RNA, 1215 nt
Organism: Panonychus citri (citrus red mite)
Lineage: Eukaryota; Metazoa; Arthropoda; Arachnida; Trombidiformes; Tetranychidae
Exons: 2
Coding region: 99-857 (252 amino acids)
Source: RefSeq, a predicted model, not a curated record
UUCAAACAACAAACAUCAAACUAAAAACUAUUAACUAAGUUCUUUUUAAAAGUGGUUUCUGCGUUUAGAUUUCAAUCGACCAAAUCAAAUUCAUCAAAAUGAACAAACAAUUGUUUUUCUUCAUUUUCGUUUCAUCUCUUGUUCUCUGUGUUUCGUUGGUUCGAGCUGAGGAAGAAGAAGAGUUCGAAGAUUCGUUCGAUGGCCAACAAGAAGAAUCUAUUUUAGAAAGAGAAAGACGAGAUAUUUCAGCCGAUUUAGAAACAGCCGAAUCAGCGGUUGCUGGUGGUGGAGGUUCAGGUCUUGCUGCUUUUAAGAAAGGUGCAGCUGGUAGUGGAGCUAGUGGAUAUAAGGCUGGUGGAGCUGGUAAGGCUGGUUAUGCUGCUGGAGCUAAAGGUGCUAAAGGUGGUGCUGCUUAUGGAGCCGCUGGAGCUGCUGGUGGUGCUAAAGGAGCCUCUAAAAAGGGUGGAUUCGCGUCUGGAGCUUUUGGUAAAAAGUAUGGAAAGAAAGGAGGAUUCGCUAAAGCCGGUGGUGCUGGAUACAACAAGAAAAUGGGUCUUGUCAAGAAAUUCGGAAUGAGCCAAGGAUUCAAAUUCGGUAAAGCCGCUGGUUAUGGUGCUGCUGGAGGUGCUGUCGGAGGUAAAGCCGCCAAAGGAGGUUACGCUGGAGCUUCAGGAGCAGUUGGGUACAAGGGAGGAAAAGUUGGAGGUGGUAAAGGCUAUGCUGCUGGAGCUAAAGGUGCAACUGGAGCCAAGGCUGGAGCAGGAGGAGCAAGUGGAUUUAAGAAAGCCGCCGGUGCUGCAGGAGCUACUGGAGUUAAAGGAAUCGGUGGAGGAGUUGGUUAUGGACUCGGUAGAUAAAUUGUAUCCCAACUUUUUAUAUAAUCUUAACCCUUAACAGCGUGAAAAUUUUUUAUUGCGUUAAUUGUUUCAAUGUCUAUUUUCUUAAUUAUUUAUUAACUUGAUUACUAAAAAGCGAAAUCUUUCUGUCCAAAGUCAGUUAAGCAUAAAUGCAAUCAUCAGCUGUCAUAUUCACAACUUUAAUGUAAUCAAAUGUUUUUGUCUUUACUGCAGCCAAAACUAUUAAUAUUUUCAUGGUCAAUUUAGUUGUAACCUCUAUUGGUAAUUAACAUUCAGCAUACUCAUUUCAGGCACCGAUCGCACGAGAUACCGUUGUUAUUAUGCAAAUUAUUAAUAAAACAAACCGAAACAAUUCACA